This is a messenger RNA of Oryzias latipes (Japanese medaka), 4241 nucleotides long. RefSeq names its product elongation factor for RNA polymerase II 2 (gene ell2). Gene Ontology annotation, cellular component: transcription elongation factor complex. NCBI's taxonomy places the organism in Eukaryota, Metazoa, Chordata, Actinopteri, Beloniformes, Adrianichthyidae. Gene Ontology annotation, molecular function: cis-regulatory region sequence-specific DNA binding. The record is from RefSeq and is a predicted model, not a curated record. Gene Ontology annotation, biological process: positive regulation of transcription elongation by RNA polymerase II; transcription elongation by RNA polymerase II; snRNA transcription by RNA polymerase II.
AUGGCAAGGGGACUGACACCAGCAGAUAGUCCAGCUGACACUAACAACCGAACAAAUACAAACCAAUGGGAGAGUCAGCCCCGUGGGCAGCGAUAUAAUCCCUCCCAGGAGUGGCGCGAGCGCAGGGAGUCCGGGCUGCUGAGUGCUGCUGCUCAGAGGAGCGAUGGUGGAGGGCUGCUAAAGAUGGCCGCUCUCUCCGAGGAUGGGAGGUAUGGAUUAAAUUGUGGCCAACAGAGCGCCGAGAGGGUCACCGUCUUACACGUCAAAUUGACCGAAACAGCGCUGAGAGCGAUAGAAAGCUACCAAAACUCUGCGAAUGUACCCUCUUUGCAGCCUUCAAUUCAAUUCAAGGGACUCCAAGGGCGCAUUAAAAUUCCCAGAACUGACAGCUCUUCGGGCAGUGUCAGCAAUUUUGAUUUCUACUUGUCUAAUGUGGGCAAAGACAACCCUCAGGGAAGCUUUGAGUGCAUUCAUCACUAUGUGUCGAGCUCAGGGGCCUCACACCUGGCAUUGUUGGCAACCAUACAGGAUAAGGUCACCGUGUGUGCAACCAAUGACUCCUAUCAGGUGACCCGGGAACGAAUGACCCAGGCUGUGGAGGACACACGUGAGCGUGGGACCAAAGUCAUCAAGCCUGGUGGCCAAUACAGAGGAAAACAAGUACAUACCCGCAAGCCUGCACUAUCAGCCCCAGAUGUAGUUCCAGAGCGCAAACGAUCCACACCCAUCAACCCAGCCAACACUAUACGCAAGUGUCUUUCCAAUAACCCCGUGUCUCAAAAGUCGCUGCGGGACCGCAUCAUCCACCUGCUGGCACUGAAGUCCUACAAAAAGCUUGAAGUGCUUGGACGUUUGCAGAGAGAUGGCAUCAAUCAGAAGGACCGAAAUUCCCUGGGGACCACGCUACAACAAGUGGCAAACCUAAAUCCCAAAGACAACACAUACUCUUUAAAGGACUUUAUAUAUCGUGAUGUCCAGCGGGACUGGCCUGGCUACUCUGAUGAGGAGAAAACCCAAGUCGAUCGAAUCCUGGCUCGAAAAUUAGGGCUUCCAGUUGAGACAAGCUCAUCAAGUAGUUUGCCCAAAGACUGUGUUCCUGCAUCUUCCCAGAAACGUCAGGCUGACUUCGAUUUCAUUGAUCCCUUGGCUCCCAAAAAGCCCCGCAUCUCUCAUCUCACCAAUCGAGGGUCAGCCGCCCCAUCUUCCUCUGAGCGCCAUGAAGAAGAGGGCAGCCCCAGCUCUAAACCCUCUUUACAACCCCCCAGCGCCUCUUCCGGCCCUCCAUCCCAUCUUCCCAUCUCUUCUCACACUCUUGCACCCUCCCACCAGCAGCUCAGCCCAGCCUCCAACUCCAACUCACCAAGCACCCCAGAGGGCUGCGGCACCCAGGACCUUCCCACAGACCAGAGCUCCAGUUAUCGAGAGCCUUCACCGAGCCCUUUCUCCUCCAGUGAUGCGCUUCAGGACCGCUACCAGAACCUAGUCCCUAGACCAGCCUCCCCCAGCCCUCCUCCUUGUACCUCUCUCACAGUUACAUCCACUGUCAUCACCAGCCCUCCAUUGUCCAACAACUCAAGUAAGUUCAAAAAGAAAUCCAAAAAGCACAAAGACAAGGACCGAGAGAAGGAGAGGAAAAAACGAACUGAGAGAGCCAGUGUUAGUCCUCCGGUUGUAGAGCCCAUGGAGGAGAGCUGCAGAGCCAGAAAGAAACGCAGCUCCGAGGAAGUGGAGGGCAAAGUUCACAAAGACCAAGACAAAGAGAAGCCAGUCCAAUCCACUGAACUGUCACCACAAACAGAUACUCCGGACUAUGCAUUGAAAUACACACCUCUGGUUUCCCUCGACCAGCGGCAAAACUACAAAGAUGACUUCAACGCAGAGUAUGACGAGUACCGCCAGCUGCACGCUCGUGUGGAGAGCAUCACCCGCCGCUUCACCCAGCUGGGGGCGCAGUGUCGGAAGCUGACGCCCGGCUCCAAAGAAUACCAGAAAGUCCAUGAAGAAGUCUUGAAGGAGUACAAAAAGAUGAAACAACACAACCCCAGCUACCAGGACGAGAAGCAGCGUUGCGAGUAUCUGCACAACAAACUGGCCCACAUAAAGCGCUUGAUAGCUGACUUUGACCAACGCAGAGCCCAGUCCUGGUGCUGAACACAGCACAGGGCUUCUUCUCAUCAGUAUUGUGAACAGUGUCCACCCAGCUCACUUUUAUUUAUUAACAUUUCUUUUUUUUUCCUGCCUCUGCAACAUGCUCCUGUUCUUUUUGAGCUUUGACUCCACAUGCCUUUUUUUUUUUCUUUUUUCCUAUUUUGAUUGUUUCCUCCAAUGUAGAGUUCUGAUUUCAACUUUUCCUGGCACCCUUUGCUUUCUCCGUGUAUGGUUAAAUCAGCUUCAGUGGAAAGCCACUGGAGGGCUGCAUGAGAAACCAGGUGUGUGGGGAAAUUUCAACUCCAACUUUUGAAGGACACUCUUUUAGGAAAUAAAGUAUUUUUGAGCAACAGAGAAAAUAUUAACUUGUAUUUAAGUAAAAUUAAAAAAGAAAAGAAAAAAAAAGACGGAGAUCUAUUUAUUUUGGGACUCAUGGUAAGCAAGAGUCAGCAGAUCUAUUUAAUUCUUCUUAAUCCACCCCCAAAAAAAUUGCCACAAGCCUUAUGUAUUUUGACUUAGUGAAGCAAUUUUGCACAGGACAUUGAAGGAUCAUCUCAUUUGCUUUGUUUUUUCCUCUCUUGAAGCAAAACUGUACUAGAAGACUUUAUUGAAUUGAGCCGGACAGAAGAGGAAGGAAAUGAAGCACUAAGAAGAAAUCACUUGAGCUCAUUGAGAAUCAACACUGUGUGCAUGUAUUGUUAAAAGAAAACGGAAAAAAAACAAACGGUGAUUUAGGUUUUUCAAGGAGUAGGAACCUCAUGUUGUCACUCAUGGGGGAGGAAGGGGUUGUUACUCCUUUGCACCAAACAUUGUGUUCUGAAAAUGGUGCCUUACAACGUUUACAUUCAGAAACGUGCUGGUGAGCCACAGACCUAUGCAAAGGAACUCCAGCUGCCUGGAAAGCGUGCGACUGUGUGGACACCAUGUGGGUAUAGAAAAGAUGGGAGGGUGUGUAAUUGUGAGUCUGAGUAUGUUUGAGUUCUCCUGAGUGAGUAAAUAAACAUGGAAUCAGGAGAAAAUGUUAUUAGAUGCAUUAAAAACUAAAAAAAAAAAAAAAGAGCUGCUUUGUUUAACCAGCCAGCAGUUGGGAUCAACCGAGCUGGAGUGAGUAUCUGAUCCUAGUGGAAGAUGUGAAGAUUCCUUAAUUUUGCAGAGCUGUUCCUCUUUAGACAUGAAAGGGACUUCACCCGUUUCAUGAGCAGCAAACUCUUUCUGUUCUUCAAAGAAGCCACUUUGUCAUCCAUCUGUACUGUGGUGUUUUUAAAGGCAAUGCUCCUGUUUUCCUUUCACACAGCGGUGAAAGAUCCAAGUAGCUUGUUUUCCCCUCUCAUUUAGUGCAGAUUUACUUUUCAUGGAUGGAUGACUUCUGAUCUGUUCUUCAUUUCAACAAGGGAAUUUUUUGUUUUGUUUACAGACUUGUGUUAGAAUGUUUUGCCAAAAAUUAAAUGCCUUUCUGGUACAGCUUGUAUGGAGUAAGAUUUCUGAUCGGAGAGCGAAAAACAACACGAAAGUUGAAAUGCUCACGUCCACCGAGGAAUCCCACAAUCCUCCUGUAAAUGCGACCAGAAACGAGGGCAGCGCUGUUCUUAGGUCAGCCCCCGUCUGGAGGAGGACUCUGUCCUGAACCGUGCUUUCGGUUUCCCUCAAAGAUUUCACAUUUUGGUUUUGUUUUUCUUCUGAAAUAUUGGUAUUCUGUCCAAUUGUCAGUCUCUGCAGUAGACCGGCUGUUAAAAUCAGCAAGUAUAAUUUCAGCUAAACUUAUUUAGUUUUUAGUAUUUUUGACUAAAUCCGCCCCCGUUUAUUAAGGGUGUUGGAUAAAUGCUUUUCAGUGGGAAAACCCAGAUUUAUGAAAGGUCAUCCCGGAAAAACAAUCCUGUUCUGAUCUGAUCAAACAAGUGUUAAGUUUGCUGAUAAAUGAAUCAUUUUGGGGGUAAAAACGUUUAUGGGCUUUAAAUCGGGCCUGAAGCAGGAAGUUUAAAAUGCCUCAGCAGUGUUUGGAAACAGGAAAUUAAGUACAAUUAAAUGAAAUGUCAUUUUGCCCACCUGCAAAUGUAAAAGAAAAACAUUUCAAUAAACUUAGUUUCACCUGGAAA